UAUGACUUCUCACUGGAAAAGAACACAAUUGAGUGGGCUGAAGAUCUCAAACGGAUUCAGACCGCCCAGAGGGAAGCCGAACGCAAGGCAGAAGAAGCGCUGGCAAACUCAAAGGCAGCUCCGGAGGACAGCCAGAAAGUGGGGUUCUCAGAAGCACCUUGCCCUGAGGCCAUGCCUCCUCCUAUUAACCCCAUCCUCGCUAGUCUGCAGCACAACAGCAUCCUCACUCCCACGCCAGCCAACAGCAGCUCUGUGAAGCAGAAGGUUCUCAGCCCCCCUCGUCCGAAGGCAGACUUCAACCCAGCUGACUUUGAAUGUGAAGAAGACCCAUUUGACAAACUGGAAUUAAAAACUAUCGAUGAUAAGGAGGAAUUAAAAAAUAUCCUGGAAAUUCACGUUGGUACUACUGGGCCGAUUGUUGCCCAGCUGUUAGAUAACACUUUGCCCAAAGGAGGGUCUGAGUCUGUGUUGCAAGAUGAGGAAGUUCUGGCAUCCAUAGAAAGGGCCACGUUGGACUUCAAGCCCGUUCACAAACCCAAUGGCUUUAUCACUUUACCGCAGUUGGGAAACUGUGAAAACAUGUCCUUGUCUUCCAAAGUGUCCCUCUCCCCUAUCACUUCAGUGAGCAAUAUCAAAUCCCUCUCCUUCCCUAAACUUGACUCUGAUGAGAGCGAUCAGAAAUCGCCGAAGCUCGCGAGCACUUUCCACAGCGCUGCCUGUCUCCGCAACGGCACUUUGCUCAGCUCUUUGCAGACCUGUGCUCAGAGUAAAGCUAGUGAACUGAACGGGCACCACGUGGUCACGCUUUCCGCUCUGAAGGAGGAUGGCGGCAUGGAGACGUCGACGUUGUCCUCGUCGGUCCGGCCGCCUUCCCUGGCCGUGUCGGCAGUUUGUACGGAAGAAGGAUCGUCUCAAAACACAGCGACCAGGGUACACCCAGGCUACAAGGAGACAGACAUCCCUGUGGUAACGCACCAAAAUUUUCCAGUGUCUAAAGUGCCCAACAACAGCAGCUGCACAAAGCAGUCGGGUGGCUCUGCUCCUGAAACGGCGCAGGCCCUCUCUGCCAGCGAGAGGCAGUGCGUAGAGACGGUCGUCAACAUGGGCUACUCGCCUGAGAACGUCCUGAGAGCCAUGAAGAAGAAGGGACAGAACAUAGACCAGGUCUUGGAUUACCUGUUUGCACAUGGACAGCUUUGUGAGAAGGGCUUUGAUCCACUUCUCGUUGAAGCGGCUCUGGAAAUGCACCAGUGUCCAGAGGAGAAGAUCACAGAUCUUCUCCAGCUAAUGAGUCAAUUCAAGGAAAUGGGCUUUGAGCUAAAAGACAUUAAGGAGGUCUUAUUAUUACAUAACAAUGACCAACACAACGCUUUGGAAGACCUAAUGGCCCGUGCAGGAGCCAGCUGAAGACACAUCUGGGGAUUCUCGACGUGAACGGAGCAGGACCAGCCCCGCCACCUUCACAUCCAGCGUGACUCGCAGGAAGGAGCCCAGCUUUUCGCACACCUGGGAGAGGGACUCAGCAGGCCUGCCCGCGUGCAUCACUCCAGCAUUUCUCUUCCCUCUGAGAGCCAGCUUUCUUUCUUAAAUUAAAUUUUUCAAGUGUCCUUUCCUAAGUUUCCUUUUCCAGCUUGGCCACGGAGAGUUUAGACUGCCCAACCUCUACUGGAAUUGUACAUAAGUAGAGACAGGAGUGGU
Messenger RNA from Eurypyga helias (sunbittern), 1698 nucleotides. RefSeq names its product ubiquitin associated protein 1 (gene UBAP1). Gene Ontology annotation, molecular function: DNA binding; ubiquitin binding. Gene Ontology annotation, biological process: ubiquitin-dependent protein catabolic process via the multivesicular body sorting pathway; regulation of DNA-templated transcription. Gene Ontology annotation, cellular component: ESCRT I complex. The record is from RefSeq and is a predicted model, not a curated record. The annotation marks the transcript as partial. The transcript is spliced from 5 exons. Lineage: Eukaryota; Metazoa; Chordata; Aves; Eurypygiformes; Eurypygidae.